Empidonax traillii (willow flycatcher) is the source of this 809-nucleotide messenger RNA. Its product is annotated as triadin-like. The coding region runs from base 57 to 809 and encodes 250 amino acids. The record is from RefSeq and is a predicted model, not a curated record. The transcript is spliced from 12 exons. NCBI's taxonomy places the organism in Eukaryota, Metazoa, Chordata, Aves, Passeriformes, Tyrannidae.
CAUUGUUGCUCAUAAAGCAUCUACUGGCUAUUCCAAUCAGUGAAGUGGAACCUUCCAUGAAAAAAGAAAUUCAUAAAGAGAAAACGGAGAGACUUGAAAAACGAACACCAACAAGGGCAAUUCACAGAGAUAAACCUGAAAAACAAGAAAAAAUUGAGAGGAAGGAACCCCUAAAGGUGACACAUAAAGACAAAGUGGAAAGACAAGAAAAACCGGAAAAAAAGGAAAGGCACGCAGCUAUUCACAAAGACAAACCUGAAAGACAUGAAAAAACUGAAAAGAAACCUCCUCCCAAAGAGGAGAAGAAAGUAAAGAGCGCUAAAGUGGAAGCAAAAGUUAAAAAGGAAGUGAAGGAUGGAAAAGGAGAAACAAAGGCGGCCGAGAAGGUCAAGCAGACAGAGAUUAAACCAACAGAAACUGGGCUAAUAAAGGCCAAAACGAAAGUUAAGGAAGAGAAAGCUCUUCAGACUGUAUCUAAAUCGGACAAGAAAGAUCAAUAUGCAUUCUGUCGCUAUGUGAUUGACAUGUUUGCGCAAGGGGAUUUUUAUCCAGGACAUAAGGAAUUUGUACCACCUCGUCUUCUUCUAGAACACAGUCCAAGAAAGAAACCAGCAGCUAUUGAAGAAGAAAAGUCUAUUGUGGUACCUAAAGAAGUGAAAAAGAGAAAAGAGGAAAAGAAGAAGACUGAUGAAAAAAGAAGUAAGACUGAAACGAAAAUGAAAGGUAAGAGUUGGAAAUGUUUCUCACUGGCCUUAUUCAGCUUUUACUCACACUCCUGGCUCAUUUCUCUUUGUUUUUUGUUGUAUUAA